AUGUCGUUUUCCAAGGAUUCGAAUGAGAAGAAAGAACCCUCGACUGGUUAUAACACGGCCGGUGCGCUAGAGUCUGACCACGACGUCUCUCUCUUCACGGCACUGGUCAAUGAAGAUCACCAACAUGAUAUCAAGCUCAGGACUAUGUCGUGGCAGAAAGCCGCAUGGCUGCUGUGCGGAGAUCAAGUCUGUUUAGCCAUUAUGGCCCAGACGUGGUCGCUGUCCGUCUUGGGAUGGGUUCCGGGUCUUCUUACCAUGGUUGGGGCAGGCAUCUUGUUCUGGAUCACCUCGAUAACCAUGCACCAAUAUAUUAUGAAGCACCCUCAGAUCAAGGAUAUCUGUGAUUUCGGAUACUACAUUUUUGGAAAGAAUCGACUGGCCUAUGAGUUUUCCGGCUUCAUGCUCCUGGCCAACAAUAUCCUUUUGAUCGGCUUCCACGUCCUCACAGGCGCCAGGAUUCUCAACACCCUAUCAGACCAUUCCCUCUGCACUGUCAUCUUCUCAGUCAUUGCCAUGAUAAUGGGCAUCGUAAUGUCUGUCCCAAGGACACUGAACCAUAUUUCUUUCAUGUCCAUGUUCUCAGCUGCUUGCAUGGCCGUCGCCAUCCUGCUGUUCAUGAUCUUCGCCGGAAUCGAGGAUGCUCCUUUAUAUGGAUAUUUUGGUGACUUCCCCACCGACGGCCCGGUCCGAACAUACGCUUUCCCUCUGCCGGGAACAACUUGGGUGAACUGCCUGAACGCCGUCUUGAACAUCACCUUCCUAUGGGUCCCUCAAAUCCUCUUCCCGACCUUUAUCUCGGAGAUGGAGAAACCACAAGACUUCCCCAAGUCUCUCGCCGUGCUCACAGCCAUAUCGGCAUUCCUAUUCAUCGUCCCCCCUGCGGUCGGAUUCCGCUACCUCGGCCAGUAUUCCACUGCUCCUGCGUUCGGAAGCUUGGGCGUGAUUGCGUACAAGAAGGCGUCUUUCGCCUUCGUCAUUGUCCCUACUCUUGUAAUCGGCGUCAUCUACGCGAACGUCAGUGCGAAGUUCAUCUACUUCCGCAUCUUGGGCAAGUCUCGACACGCGCAUAGCAACACGGUUAUUGGUUGGGGUGUCUGGGUUGCGGUUAUCGCGGUAAUCUGGGUCAUCGCCUUCAUCUUCUCUGAAGUCGUGCCUAGCAUGGGGGAUUUCCUGUCGCUGCUUGGCGCCACUUUUGAUUCGUUCUUCGGUUUCAUCUAUUUUGCUGUUGCGUACUGGCAGUUGUACAAGGGGAAGUUGUUCAACGGUGUCGGCAGGUCCAUUAUGACUGUUAUUCAUAUCAUUGUUAUGGCUGUUGGAUUGUUCUUGCUUGGUCCGGGGUUGUAUGCGGCGGUUGAGGCAAUUAUUGCUGAUUAUUCGGGGGGGACGAGACAUGCUUUUAGCUGUGCGAAUUUGGCUAUUUGA
Lachnellula hyalina is the source of this 1422-nucleotide messenger RNA. RefSeq names its product N amino acid transport system protein. Gene Ontology annotation, molecular function: amino acid transmembrane transporter activity. The transcript is spliced from 4 exons. Lineage: Eukaryota; Fungi; Ascomycota; Leotiomycetes; Helotiales; Lachnaceae. The record is from RefSeq and is a predicted model, not a curated record. The coding region runs from base 1 to 1422 and encodes 473 amino acids. Gene Ontology annotation, cellular component: vacuolar membrane. Gene Ontology annotation, biological process: amino acid transmembrane transport.